AGUAGGAGUGUUAAGGUGAGGGUGUAGUAGAGGCAAAGUGUUUAAUUGAACCUGCUACUUCAAUGAGCAACCCACGGGAGGAGAAGGGCCUUGAACUCAGAGCGCCCAUCGGACUGUGCCUUCCCCGACUGUGGGGGGAAGCAGCAAGGGGAGCGGACAGGCGAAGGACGGGGAAGCGAAGGGGGACCGGAGUGAGACAGGCACAGGCGGCUGCGCUCUCCUCAAGUGCGCUUUGGAGAUGGAGAUGACGAACCGCAGCCUACACGGAGAUUUAAAAGUGGAUUGUGUGAACUGCGAUGGCUUGAACAAUCGAAAAAGUAACGAUCUGGCAGAAGUAUCCGUGUCGCUUACAGGGAAACGGACAGCUCUCAUGGAGGGAGACAACCUCUACAGACUACGGGACCGAAAGUUGUUGGUUGAGCAGAAGAAGCGGCUCUGCGCAUUGUCCCUGGGAGCUGCUAUGCUGGGGAUACUGCUCAUGAUCAUCAACGCCGAGAUAUGUCGCUAUGAUCCGGACAGCCGAUACACCGUAUUACUCAUCAUCAACUCCUCCAUCAGCCUGUCCACUGGGUGUCUCCUGGCCCUUAUUAUAGCUUUCCAUUAUAAAGACAUCAGGCUGUUUGUCAUUGAUCAUAACCAAGUGGACUGGCGUAUUGCCAUGACCAGCCACAGGAUUCUUGCGAUCUCUCUGGAGAUGUUGGUCUGUGUCAUCCAUCCUGUCGGCUCAUACCGGGAGAUCGGACAUAAUGUCACCUCCUCUUCCCCAGCUCCGCUGUGUGUUUCCAACCAGCCUGUAGUGCUCACGAUGGACAUCGACCUGCUUUUAUCAGUGCUGAUGUUCCUGCGCUUGUACCUGGUGCACAGAGCCAUCCUGCUGCACAGCAAAGUGCUGCUGAGCGCCUCCUACAGGAGCAUCGGCUCCCUCAACAACAUCAACUUCACCUUCCGCUUUGUUCUCAAGGUACUGCUGAAUGAAUACCCUGCACGCACGCUGCUGGUGUUCAUCCUCUUCUUCUGGCUCACUGCGUCCUGGAUGCUUACUCUCUGUGAGAGGGGGAACGAAGAGGUGACUGGCCACAUGAACACAGCACUGUGGCUCAUAGCCAUCACCUUCCUCACAGUGGGCUAUGGGGAUGUGGCGCCCAAAAGCAGCUGUGGAAAGGCAGUUUGUCUCUUCACUGGAGUCAUGCUGAAAGCAGGAGCACAGGGUGUAGCCUGCACAGCCAUGCUGGUGGCAGUGGUGAACAAGACGCUGGCGUUGAACAAAGGAGAGAAACACGUGCACUUCUUCAUGCUGGACAUCCAAAUCUCUAAGAGGAUCCGCCACGCUGCUGCUAAUGUGCUAAGGGAAUGCUGGCUUCUGCACCGCGCAAACCUAGCAAAAGGCAACCGUGGGGAACAUCGAAGACACCAAAGAGGCCUGCUGGAGGCCAUCAGGGUAUUUCGGAAUUUACGCCUCAAACAACGAAAAUUAAGAGAUUACGUCAGUGAGAUGGUCGAUCUCCCAAAGAUGCAGAUGAUCAUGUGCGACCUCAGUGCCAAUUGGAAUAACUCUUAUCGGGAGCUGGAGCAGCGGAUCCUCUCCAUGGAGCAGAAGCUGGACGAGCUGAGUCGCUGCUUCCAACAAACAUCGGAGCUGCUGUUUCAUGUCCUACGUCACCGCAACCCCGAUAUAAGGUGACAUGACUUCAUACAUGUAUUACAGAGACAAAUACAUGUCUUUUGGUGUUUUAAUCUACAGUAUCUAUAAAGGGAGAAUGCAAAUGCUCUCCACCAGGCGCUGCUCAAGACUGUUAACAUGCUGAACCACUUGGAGGACUGGCAUACCCACUAAAGACCUCAUCUUCUGGCCCAGUGCUCACUGCACUGCACAAUGACUCAUAGCUGUAAAACUAUACAGACAAAAUAAGCCCUCCAGUCGUCUUCUCGGUGGGAGAAUCACAAUGCAUCUUGUUAUAUUUGUGAGAGGAUAAAGAAGUGAAUAAAUCUCAAACCAGGACUGUGGAAAGUCACUAGUCUUAUUUUCAAUGUUAGUGAAAGGUUUCAUUGAUGGAUUCCUUCACUGCCUUAUUCCUAUGGAAUAAGAUGAACAUUUUUACAUGUUUAUUUUAUUUGAAACUUUUUGUAAUAUUCUACAGUUCUAGUCUUAUCUUUCUUUUUAAAAAGCUCUCAUAAAUCUUGAUAACCCAGAUGUUUGCAAACAGGAUUUCUGAUUAUUACAUCAUUUCCAAUAACUCCUCAUUGUACUGCUUUAACUUUAACCCGUAAAUUGAAUUAUGCAUGGAAUUGUGUCUUGAUGCUCUGCAAAAAGAAGAAAACAAAGUUCGAUUGGAGUAUUGUCAAUGAAAGCUUUAUUUCAUCAUAAGAGUCCUUGGGUUUGUAUGGCAUGUCAACAUAAACGCAUGUAUAUUUCAGUAUAUCAUCGAACAGUUUACACCUGUUCUGAGAGCAAACUUGAGUGCAAGAUGUCUGGUAAACACGUCCUUCCUUAACUCUACAGCUCCAUCUAGUGGACAUACAUUAAGUUAAUCAUUUUAAGGACAGCUCAAAUUAAAUUCCUAAAGUUGAACUACCAUAAAAAAAGGAGUACAUCAAACAAACAAAACCUUAAAACUCACAAACAAACUGCACUGUGAUUAAAGCACUUUGUGAGGGAUCAAAAGUGUGGAAAACUGGACUCACUCUUCUCUGGAGGAUAAACUGGAGCUUUUUGUGAAAAAUAUGAAAUAUUCAUGUAUGUUGUCAAAACAGGAACAUGUGUUGACCUUGUUUGCUCUGUAUUAUUUGCACGUUGUAGAAAAAAAAAAAAAAAAUUUGACAUGACAAUAACUAUCUUGGAGAUGCGUAUAAUUAAAAGCCAUUAAAACAAA
Messenger RNA from Labrus bergylta (ballan wrasse), 2870 nucleotides. RefSeq names its product potassium intermediate/small conductance calcium-activated channel, subfamily N, member 4 (gene kcnn4). Gene Ontology annotation, molecular function: calmodulin binding; intermediate conductance calcium-activated potassium channel activity; small conductance calcium-activated potassium channel activity. NCBI's taxonomy places the organism in Eukaryota, Metazoa, Chordata, Actinopteri, Labriformes, Labridae. The record is from RefSeq and is a predicted model, not a curated record. Gene Ontology annotation, biological process: potassium ion transmembrane transport. Gene Ontology annotation, cellular component: neuronal cell body; neuron projection; plasma membrane.